Podospora bellae-mahoneyi is the source of this 605-nucleotide messenger RNA. RefSeq lists its product as uncharacterized. The transcript is spliced from 3 exons. Lineage: Eukaryota; Fungi; Ascomycota; Sordariomycetes; Sordariales; Podosporaceae. The record is from RefSeq and is a predicted model, not a curated record. The coding region runs from base 1 to 249 and encodes 82 amino acids.
AUGGAUUCAAACCUGCAAGUAUAUUCUGACUGGCGUUUUCACUCUUCGACCUCGAAUGAGCGACUCCGAGUUGGCCACAUUGUUGAAAUCUUCGACGGCAUUUCGACCUCUCUAUCUAACAGCAGCGUCAUCAUUAUCAACGACACGGCACCAGAUUCUCGAUACAAUGAUUUUCAAGAGAGACCAGAGCGAGGUUUGGGCCUGAGAAUUCUUUGCUCAUUCAGAGCCCGACUGGAAGCCAACCAGUAAACCAGCGCCUCCGCCGCUCUCACUGCCUCUCCGGCCGGGGCACACAGCUGCUUCCUGUGCGGGCAACUCCGCGAGGAGUCGUACCAGCGUGGAGACGCUGGUGACGAGUUCGCUAGGAGCAGCUUGUGUGUCUCAUGCCGUGAGAGGUACGAGUUGUGGCGUCAACAGCCGAUUUUCUUCACUUGUUAUUUGAAGACCCUUGCUUCUCAUCCCAACAAUUUCCUACUCUCAUCUAAGUAAUCUUUCACCUCUCGCCCAAAAAUCUUCUAUGGUUUGGACCGCUUGAUAUUCCAUGCGGAUAGUAUUCGGCUUUGAACUUGGGAUUUUUAGACACUUGAUAUAUCAUCGAAACACCA